CAACUUUGAUAUCAGGUGACUAACACAGCCAGGCCAAUUGCAUCGGGUGGUGUUUAUAAAUAGUCCCCUUGCCUAGCUCCAGAAGCUCCAGACCAGAUCCUGCAACCCUGCUGAUUUCAAGCACCUGCCUCUACAGCUCAGAUGGCAUUAUCCCAGUAUGUUCCCUUCUCAGCUACAGAGCUUCUCCUGGCCUCCGCCAUCUUCUGCCUGGUGUUUUGGGUGGUCAGUGCCUCAAAGUCUCAGGUCCCCAAAGGCCUGAAGAGCCCUCCAGGGCCAUGGGGCUGGCCCCUGAUCGGGCAUGUGCUGACCCUGGGGAAGAACCCACACCUGGCAUUGUCUAAGAUGAGCCAGCAGUAUGGGGACGUGCUACAGAUCCGCAUUGGCUCCACGCCUGUGCUGGUGCUGAGUGGCCUGGACACCAUCAGGCAGGCCCUGGUGCGGCAGGGAGAUGAUUUCAAGGGCCGGCCCGACUUCUACAGCUUCACCCUCAUCACUGAUGGCCAGAGCAUGACCUUCAACCCAGACUCUGGACCAGUGUGGGCUGCCCGCCGGCGCCUAGCCCAGAAUGCCCUCAACACCUUCUCCAUCGCAUCCAACCCAGCUUCCUCAACCUCCUGCUACCUGGAGGAGCAUGUGAGCAAGGAGGCUGAAGCCCUAAUCAGCAAGUUUCAGGAGCUGAUGGCAGGGGCUGGGCACUUUGACCCCUACAGCCAGAUGGUGGUGUCAGUGGCCAAUGUCAUCGGUGCCAUGUGCUUCGGGCAGCACUUCACCCAAGACAGUGAGGAGAUGCUCAGCCUCGUGAGGAACAGCCACGAGUUUGUGGAGACUGCCUCCUCUGCAAACCCCGUGGAUUUUUUCCCCUUCCUUCGAUACUUGCCCAGUCCCACCCUGCAAAGGUUCAAGGACUUCAACCAGAGGUUCGUGCGCUUCCUACAGAAAAUAGUCCAGGAGCACUAUCAGGACUUUGACAAGAACAGUAUCCAGGACAUCACAGGUGCCCUGUUCAAGCAUAGUGAGAAGGGAUCUGGAGCCAGUGGUUGCCUCAUUGCCCGGGAGAAGAUUGUCAACCUUGUCAAUGACCUCUUUGGAGCAGGGUUUGACACAGUCACAACAGCCCUCUCCUGGAGCCUUAUGUACCUUGUGACCAAGCCUGAAAUACAGAAAAAGAUCCAGAAGGAGUUGGAUACAGUGAUUGGCAGGGCACGGCAGCCCCGGCUGUCCGACAGACCCCAACUGCCGUAUAUGGAGGCCUUCAUCCUGGAGACCUUCCGACAUUCCUCCUUCGUCCCCUUCACCAUCCCCCACAGCACAACAAGAGACACGACACUAAACGGCUUCUUCAUUCCCAAGGAAUGCUGUGUCUUCGUAAACCAGUGGCAGGUCAACCAUGACCAGGAGCUGUGGGGGGACCCAUUUGAGUUCCGGCCAGAGCGAUUCCUCACCGACAAUGACACUGCCCUCAACAAGCCCCUGAGUGAGAAGGUGCUGCUCUUUGGCCUGGGCAAGCGCCGCUGCAUUGGGGAGGUCCUGGCCAGGUGGGAGGUCUUCCUGUUCUUGGCCAUCCUGCUGCAGCAGCUGGAGUUCAGCGUGCCCCCAGGUCUGAAAGUGGACCUGACCCCCAUCUACGGGCUGACCAUGAAGCACCCCCGCUGCGAGCACGUCCGGGCGCGGCUGCGCUUCUCCAUCAAGUGAAGAAGCCACCACCAUACCAGUGCAGGGGAGCGGGGGGGUCACCUAUGGAGUCCAGCCCUUGUGUCUUUUCCUUUCUUUUUAACAAAAUAAUGGGUUUGUGGAAAGAUAAUUUUUUACCACAUAAUUCACCUUCUUAAAGUGUACAAUCCAACGGCUGUUAGCGUAUUCACAGAGUUGUGCAACCAGCAUCACAAUUUUAGAACAUUCUCAUCACCCACAAAAGAAGCCCCGUACCCAUUAGCAGUCUCUGCCCAUUUCUUCCUAACCUUCCUCCCAUGCCCUACCAGACCUAGGCAACUACUAAAUGACUUUUUGUCUCCAUAGAUUUACCUACUCUGGACAUUUCAUGUAAAUGGAAUUAUAUAAUGAGUGGUUUUUUGUGACUGGCUUCUUUCACUUGCUGUGGCACGUAUCAGUAAGCCCAUGUUUCUUGCAUCCUGAGAUCAGGUCCAGAUCUGCUUUCUCAAAAAUCUUUCACGGGCAUUUCUUUCAUGUUCUCUUCUCUUUUCCGUUUGACCCAAGUCCUUGAAUACUUGAGGAGAAUAACGAUGAAGGGAUCCAGCCUUGUGGCCUGAACCCAAAUGGAUAAAUGGGGAUUGCUCCUCAAAGGGUAGAACACAUGACUUCUCACAAGGCCUUGAUUUGUUCAGCCACAGUCAGGGGAAGACAAAGUCCCCCAGAAGAUCUUGGGUUACUUACCCAGGUCUCAUCAAAGAGCAAUAUCAAAGGCGGUGCCUGUGGCUCAGUCGGUAAGGCGCCAGCCCCAUAUACCGAGGGUGGCGGGUUCAAACCUGGCCCCGGCCAAACUGCAACCAAAAAAUAGCCAGGCGUUGUGGCGGGCGCCUGUAGUCCCAGCUGCUCAGGAGGCUGAGGCAAGAGAAUCGCUUAAGCCCAGGAGUUGGAGGUUGCUGUGAGCUGUGUGAGGCCACGGCACUCUACCGAGGGCUAUAAAGUGAAACUCUGUCUUUACAAAAAAAAUAAAAAAUAAAAUAAAUAAAAAAAAAAAAAAGAAAGUGAAAAGAUGAUCCAAGAACAGGAGAAAAUAUUUGUAAAACAUGGGUCAGCACCUGUAGCCCAGAGGCUAGGGCGCCAGCCACAUACACUGGAGCUGGCAGGUUCAAACCCAGCCGGGGCCUGCCAAACAACAAUGACAAUUACAACAACAACAAAAAUAGCUGGGUGUUGUGGCGGGCGCAUAUAAUCCCAGCUACUCAGGAGGCUAAGGCAAGAGAAUCACUUAAGCCCAAGAGUUUGAGGUUGCUGUGAGCUGUGAUGCCACGGCACUCUACCAAGAGCAACAUAGUGAGACUCUGUCUCAACAAAAAAAAAAAAAAAUGAACAAAGAACUCAAAUAAACAGCCCGGGUAACAGAAUAAGACCCUAAGUCUAAAACAAACAGAAAUAAUAACAAGUGUUGUUGAGAAUGUGGAGAAAUUUUAACCCUCGUGCAUUGCUUAUAGGAAUGUAAAUGGUACAGCUACCAUGGAAAAUGGUUUGACGGUGCCUCAAAAAGUUAAACAUCAAAUUACCAUAUAAUCUAGCAAUUACUCCUAGAUAUACACCCUAAAGAAUUAGAAAUAAGAGCUCAAACAAAAACUAGUACAUGAAUGUUUAUAGGAGCCUUAUUUGACUGCCCACUAUGAGAUGAAUGGAUAAACAAAAUAUGGGAUAACGAAAUAUUAUUUAGCCAUUAAAAGGAACUAAAUUCUGGUUCAUGUUACACGGAAAAUGUUUCCCUUGAAAACAUUAUGCCAAGCGAAAUAAGGAAAAGAACAAAUAUAUGUAUAUAUGUAUUUUUUUUUGUUGAGACAGAGUCUCAUUAUGUUACCCUUGGUAGAGUGCCAUGGUGUCACAGCUCACAGCAAUCUCAAACUCUUGGGCUUAAGCGAUUCGCUUGCCUCAGCUUUACAAAUAGCUGGGACUACAGGUACCCACCACAAUACCUCAGUGUAUGUGACUGGUGCCAUAAUCACUGUGCUAUGGGUGCCGAGCUGGAAAAGAACAAAUAUUGUUUGAUUUCAUUUAUACAGGGUACCUGGAAUGGACAAAUUUAUAGACAAAGAAAAUAGAAUGAUGGUUACUAGGGACUGAGAGGGGGUAGGAAUAAGGAGUUAUUGUUUAAUGGUACAGAGUUUGUUUGGGAUGAUGAAAAGUUCUGGAAAUGGAUAGUGUGAUGGUUGCACAACAUUGUAAAUAUACUUAACACUACUAAACUUUACACUGAAAAUGAUUAAAAAGAUAAAUUUCAGGGCGGCGCCUGUGGCUCAGUCGGUAAGGCGCCGGCCCCAUAUACCGAGGGUGGCGGGUCCAAACCCAGCCCCGGCCAAACUGCAAAAAAACAAAAAAUAGCUGGGCAUUGUGGCGGGCGCCUGUAGUC
Nycticebus coucang (slow loris) is the source of this 4069-nucleotide messenger RNA. Its product is annotated as cytochrome P450 1A2. Gene Ontology annotation, molecular function: iron ion binding; oxidoreductase activity, acting on paired donors, with incorporation or reduction of molecular oxygen, reduced flavin or flavoprotein as one donor, and incorporation of one atom of oxygen; steroid 17-alpha-monooxygenase activity. The transcript has 7 exons. NCBI's taxonomy places the organism in Eukaryota, Metazoa, Chordata, Mammalia, Primates, Lorisidae. Bases 142 to 1692 code for a protein of 516 amino acids. Gene Ontology annotation, biological process: hormone biosynthetic process; progesterone metabolic process. The record is from RefSeq and is a predicted model, not a curated record.